Molecule: messenger RNA, 354 nt
Organism: Echinostoma caproni
Lineage: Eukaryota; Metazoa; Platyhelminthes; Trematoda; Plagiorchiida; Echinostomatidae
Source: the annotation of a GenBank genome assembly
AUGGUCGAGAUCACAGACCUAAGAAAUGCAACAGUUCACCGACGUCACAUCGAUCAAAUCCACUUCAACGAGACUCCCACUCCGAUUGAGGAUCCGGCCGAUGAAACCCAAGAAAACCCAUCCUGUGAUACACCGCCGACAACCACAGAAGACCAUACACAGCAACCCGCUACUCCGGGACCGUCUACUGACGAGAAUACCCCACUAGCACUCCGAAGACCAAUCAGAAGAGCAAGAGAAUUCGACGAGGCUCUUUUGAGAGAGGAGAGUUGUGGUGAUUCGGACCUACGAGAUCACGUCUGCCCUGGAUCAGCGCGGUACAGUUUCCGGACAUUGGUAGUCAAUCGACCUUGA